UUUUUUUAAAUCGUUAGUAGUGUAGAAUUUUUUUCCAGUCCAGUUACAAGUAUUCAGAAAUUUUUCAUAAGCCAAAAUUUCUCAAUCUGUUCUUUAUUUUUAUAAUACUCAGCUGUAAAUAUGUUCUCUCGAGGAUUAAAUAUCAAAAAUCAGCAGCGUGCGUUUGUGUGUGGCCUUUUGUUGCGCAACAUUUCGAAUAUUUUCCGAAGGAUGCCAAUGGCUUCCAAACAAAAUAAUUUCAAUUGGCCAACACUCCAGAGAAUUCGGAAUAUCAAAGAUGUCGAUGUAAAGGAUGAGAAGCCCUAUUCCACAUACAAAGUGGACAAUUAUCGUGCCCACGAAAUGUGGCAGAAGGCCAGAAUUGGUGCACGUGAGCAGCAGAACAGCCUUCGUGGCCAUCAGCCGGCCAAUUCCGACGUAAAAUCCGAUUCGGAGGAGAUCAUCAGUGCCCUGAACAAAGUCCGGCAAAUUGAGGAGCGACGCAAGAUUCACAACAAGAUGCAGCUCCUCAUGCAGGAGCAGCAGGCGCUGGACGAGCAAAUGCAGGACGAAAAGGAUCGUGUGGCUCCCAUUAGGGAGGCGCUCGUCAAGCGGGAGCCGGUUAGGCCGGCUAAUCCGAAUCCGCCCAGGGAGUACGCACCGAUCCGACCCGAUCUGGACAGUUGCCGACCGGGACCUUGGAUAUCCGCCACAGUUCUGGUGGCUACGGGCAACUACCAGCAACUCAGGAACACGCCAAAGCCCUACAAAACGAACGACAAAAGUGACCAGGCCGUGUCCCAACCUGAGAAGACGUCUCUCCCGGCAAACUCGACAUGUGGUGUGCCAGAACCCAUCACCAAGUUGGCCCAAGCCCAAGCCAACACCAAUCUGGACCAGACCAAUAUCGAGGAGCGGAUGGACAAGUGGCAAUCGGAGGACGAGUACUCCAAGGAAUCGUCUUGCUUGAAGUUGUGUCACCACUCUGUGAUCUCCAAAAGGGGAUAUCGCUAGUCAAGUAGAAGAAAAUCAGCAAAUCCAGCAAUUCAAUAACACUGUAAUAUCGCAACUCACCCGGACCGUGUAAUUUCCAGGACUUGGGCUAUAUCCCAUAUAAAUUUUGAUCAGCAGCGGGACCUUUGACUCGACAGCCUGCUCAUUGUGUUACACAGCGCAUCACAGGAUUCCUAUUUUUAUAAUGCUUGAAAACCCUUUGGAAAAGAUCAACCAAAUUCUAUUUUAACGCUCACAAUCAUAGGUGUAGUUUUAUAUAAGUUUUACAAAAAAUAUAUUUGGAAUAAAUCAAAACGGGAAUUUUUUAUGAUAACGAAA
Molecule: messenger RNA, 1311 nt
Organism: Drosophila elegans
Lineage: Eukaryota; Metazoa; Arthropoda; Insecta; Diptera; Drosophilidae
Gene: hydra
Exons: 4
Coding region: 121-993 (290 amino acids)
Source: RefSeq, a predicted model, not a curated record